AUGGCUACUACCUCUUCAACCUCCUACUUCGAGAGAAUACAGGACUUCGUGGCUGAAAAUAAAAAGGCAGUCGUUAUAGGCACAGCUGCUGCCGCGCUCGCUGUUGGAGGUGUUAUUUACUAUGCUUCCACUUCGCGCGGUCCAGGCUGUGACUUGGAGAAGGGUAAGCCGAGAGACAAAAAGAAGUCUUCAAAGAAGAGGAAGACCGUCAAUGAUUCAGACGGCCCUCUACUUGAGGAGAUAAAGCCAAAAGUUGCUGACGAAGGUCAGUAUUACUACAAUUUGGAAGCUCUGGAAGAGAUCGCCAGAAUGUCGGCGGAGGAGCGCACAACGUUGGCAGGUACACUCAAGACACGGGGUAACACGCUUUACCAAAACCGAAAGUUCCAGCAGGCAGUAGACAUGUAUACGCGUGCAAUCCAGGUGGCAACCAAAUCGGAGUCCGUGUACUACAGCAACCGUGCGGCAUGUUACAUGAACAUGACACCCCCUAAGUAUGAUUUGGUGGUCCAGGACUGUGAUGAAGCGUUGCGUGCUGAUGCCAGCUACGUAAAAGCGCUGAACAGGCGUGCCAAUGCUCUUGAAGCCUUGUCCAGAAACCAGGAGGCUCUGCGGGAUUUCACUGCUGCCACUAUCUUGGAUAAAUUCCAAAAUGAGUCGGCUGCACAGGCUGUGGAACGCAUCUUGAAGAAGAUUGCCAUGGAGAAAGCUGCUGUCAUCCUCAGCACACGCGAACCUCGACUUCCCUCAUUCACGUUUGUUUCAGCUUACUUUGCGGCAUUCCGUGUCCGACCCCUGCCCGCACUCCCGGAGAACCCAUCAACUGGUGAUAAUACUCUUCUACUCGCAUUGGAAGCUUUAGCAGCUGCCGACUAUGCGCACGCUGUCUCGCUCGUGAAUGAGGCAAUGGAGCAGGGUAUCUCAUGGGAGAUUGGCAAAGCCGAAGCUCUCAACCUUCGCGGCACUUUCAAGUUCCUUAUGGGUGACGUGUCUGGCGCUAAGGAUGACCUGUAUGAAUCCGUUAAAAUCUAUCCCUCCUUGACACAAAGCUGGGUGAAGAUCGCGAGCGUGCACAUGGAGCAAGGCGAGGGUACGAAGGCCUUUGAGUGUUUUGAGGAAGCGAUCAAGCACAACCCCCAGGACCCCGACAUCUAUUACCACCGUGGACAAGUUCUCUUUAUCACCAAUGAGUUCAAGGAUGCCGCAGACAACUACACCAAGUCCAGCGAGCUUGAUGACACAUUUGUAUUCUCGCAUAUCCAACUUGCCGUUGCCCUGUACAAGAUGGGUGAACUCGCGCGGAGUAUGGCGACUUUCCGACGGACGAUGACAAAUUUCCCUCAACGGAGCGAGCCUCAGAACUAUUAUGGCGAGCUGUUGUUGGAUCAACAACGUUUCGUGGAUGCUGUUGAUAAGUUUGAUCGUGCUGUGGAGCUCGAGCGUGCUAAACCUCCUCCGAUGAACGUUCUCCCUCUUGUUAACAAGGGCCUUGCCAUCUACCAAUGGAAACAAGACAUCGCUGCCGCAGAACAGUGCUGCGAUGAAGCCUUGAAAAUUGAUCCUGAGUGCGAGCCUGCAGUCGCUACGCUUGCCCAAUUGUCAUUGCAACAGGGCAAGAUUGACCGCGCUGUUGAGAUGUUCAAGAGGCAAGCGGAACUAGCGCGCAGUGAGCCAGAGCUGAUUAAUGCCCUUACAUACCAAUAUGCAAGUACGGCACAGUUGGAGUUCACACGCAACUACCCCGAGAUGGCGGAGCAGUUGGCACAGAUCGCAAGGUCGAUGGCAGCGUGA
Suillus discolor is the source of this 1791-nucleotide messenger RNA. RefSeq names its product ADP/ATP carrier receptor. The record is from RefSeq and is a predicted model, not a curated record. Gene Ontology annotation, molecular function: protein binding. Lineage: Eukaryota; Fungi; Basidiomycota; Agaricomycetes; Boletales; Suillaceae. Bases 1 to 1791 code for a protein of 596 amino acids. The transcript is spliced from 11 exons.